AAUUGCGUUUUUAACAUACCGUUAUAAUAAUUUGAAAUGGUAGACAACAAGAAACGUAAGUAGAGCGUAAGCACUCAUGGGUUCUUGCACAUCCCGCUGCCAGUUAAACCUUGACAUUCGUUGACACUGUUUGUCUCAGUUGACAGUUGAGAUGACAAUGGAAAAUCUUUUUUCCCAAAUGGGAAUGGGGACGAAGCAGCUGUCAGAGAGGUAUUCAGAUGCGCCGGUCCAUGACCAUCAUGUGUAUUACGCUUACGAACCAUCUGGUCCUUCACAUGGACAUAUUGCAUCCUCAAAACACAACUACGGUGGAGGGCAUAAAAGCAACGCGUCAAUGUCAGCUUUAACAUUGCUGGCAUUCUUGUUUUUCCUGCAUAUAUUGCAACAAUGUAUUAAAGACCACGUUACCGAUAUGAGCACUGCCCCAGUCAUGAUCAUGACUGCCGGUAGAGAAGGCGAUGAAGCCGUAUCGAAAUCAACGGCAUAUAAUAAAAUCGAUAAAACCGGUGUUACUCAAAUCAAUUCGAAAGAUUCGUUUGGGAAUGAUCAAAUAAAUAUGCAAAAAUCCAACAAAUUAACCGAAAAGUCCGACGUUAAGAAACCAAACGAUGAUAGUUCGUCGAAUAAAUAUGUAAUUAAAAUUAAAUCCGCAAAUACAUCAAAAUUAGACGAACAAAAGUCUAAACGUAUUUUCAAAAGUGUUCCAAACCGCAAUCCACAUUUCGCCGGAUUUGUUAGUGCUAUGGAUGAAGAAUAACUGCAAGAAUUUACAUUUUAAUAAAAAAUAUACACAACUUUAUUUGUCAAGAUUUAUUAUAAAAUAUCAUUUGAACAUGAAUAUUGCGGCAGCCAGCAACAAUAAUUUCCAAAUAUUAUCAAGACUGACUCAUCUUUAUUAUUGCAACAGGGUUAUAUUAUGAUGUCUUUUUGCAUCAUACUUCAUUGAAGGAAAGCAAGAUCUACAAAUACAUCUAGUAUUUACUGAAACUAGUGUCAGAUUAAAACGUUGUUCCUAGACUUAGUUACACUACCUUACGUAUGCUUGUCGAAGUUUAUUGCAAAGUUGCAAUCAAGGAUGGUAAGAUAUUAAAAUAAUAAAAAGGAAUACUAAAUUUAUAUUUCAAAAAUAUAAACAAAAGGAAAUUUGAACAACGCUUCACGUAUAUUCUACUAAUAGCAGAAUAAACCUCAACAAACACUUCGACGUAUUACAAACGGUCACAACAAAAGAUGUUCUGAAGAUCGUAUUCACGAAAUUCUUGGAAA
Messenger RNA from Trichoplusia ni (cabbage looper), 1266 nucleotides. RefSeq lists its product as uncharacterized. NCBI's taxonomy places the organism in Eukaryota, Metazoa, Arthropoda, Insecta, Lepidoptera, Noctuidae. Bases 152 to 757 code for a protein of 201 amino acids. The transcript is spliced from 3 exons. The record is from RefSeq and is a predicted model, not a curated record.